GUUUAACCGAUUUAAUAUCAUUUGUUUAUUUUUGAUUUCAGAUUUUGUUUGAUCUGCUAAAGUGCUUCGUUAUGGAAAAUAAAAACUGUUUUUUGGAGAUUGAUUUCGACAGACUGCCCUGUCAGACAAACAUAUAUGGCGUUACGAAAAUUGCUCCAACCGCUACAAACCCAUCUAGUAAAUUGCUUGUAGCUUUGGCGAACGGAAAGAUAUAUAUGUGUGAUCAUCAAGAACACUCGAGUAAUAUCCAGAAAGGUAGCAAAGAGGUUCCGUUCACUUACAUACCACCAAAGUGUCAUGUUAUAUCUAUUGACAGCUUUAACUGCGGUGCAAGGGGUUUAAUCAUUGGGGUGACAUUCGCUGAAGAAUCAGGCGAAAAUUUCCUCAACAUUUAUUGCAACUAUGGCGACAACGUACCAGAAUUUCAUGAAAGAGAUUUGGAAAACUUGGCUUACACUUUUAAGAGCUUUGCGUUAACUUUUACCCCGUUUCAACUGACACACCGGAAAGUGAAACGUUGUAAUGAUGAUUCAUCACGAUCGGUAUUUAUUUUACUUGGUGACGAUAAAUUUCAUGUUUAUUCGCAAAUAAGCGAUGAUGUCGAAUUCAUAGAGGACGAAAUAAAAGACUAUUUUGUCGAGCUUGUAGUUUGUGAGAGCGUACCAACGUAUUUGGAGAUUUAUGCUGUUGACCAAACUACAAGAGUCACUGCUGUUGGUUACGCUAACGGGAAAAUUUGUUUGUUUUUGGUUGAUUGUACCACCAAUACUAUUAUAAAGUCAUGGAAAAUCCAACAUUCAAGUAUUAUCUCACAGUUAGUGUUGUAUCCUGAUAAUAGAAAUCAAAAAGAUGAAUAUGCCAACUUUAUGUUGGUGGUUGCAAGCACAAGGGAAGAAGCAGUCGUGUAUUCUGAUGUAUUAAACCUGGGGUUUGAAAAACCUGUUAUACUGCGCUCUAGUGGUGAUGGAGAUUGCGUCACUUGUUGUGCAGUUGGGCGUGACAAUUGUGACGGAACAAUAGAGAUUGUUAUUGGAACUUAUGAUCAAAGAAUCCUUCUUUAUAAAAACUUUUCCACCCCAAUUGUUGAACCAUCAUGGGUAAAACAUUUUGCUCACCCAGUGUUGAAGACUGAGCUUUGUGACAUCACAGGCGAUUACAUCACAGAACUUAUUGUUUUCACAACAAAAGGAAUUCAUAUUCUUCAAAGAAACUUGCAUAAUGUGUUGAAUGUUUAUAAAAAUGUUUUAAAAAACGAGAUAAUUGAUGCUAAAAAAGACUAAAAUAGCAUAAAUUUCAGUAAGGGUGAGGUCCUCAUAGCAUGGGACCUGGGAUUUAGACCGGAGUUCUACCAUUAGCCCAACACCCAGGGUGCUAUAACAUAAAAUUCAAGAUUAAACGAUCAAACCUUAUUUUUCAUCGCAAUCAUUAAAACAAACAUUUAUUAUUUUCUUUGUUGAUAUUUCUUGAAGCGAUGUUUCUAAUAUUUCCAAAUGUAUCUGCCAUAAUUUUAAUACAAGUUCAAUGUGUGAAGUG
Messenger RNA from Ciona intestinalis (vase tunicate), 1533 nucleotides. RefSeq names its product KICSTOR complex protein kaptin. Gene Ontology annotation, biological process: negative regulation of TORC1 signaling; actin filament organization; cellular response to amino acid starvation. Gene Ontology annotation, cellular component: KICSTOR complex; actin cytoskeleton; lamellipodium. NCBI's taxonomy places the organism in Eukaryota, Metazoa, Chordata, Ascidiacea, Phlebobranchia, Cionidae. Gene Ontology annotation, molecular function: actin filament binding. The record is from RefSeq and is a predicted model, not a curated record.